AUGGAAAGCACGUGCGACUCCGCUUUCCGUCCCUUUGAGUCCACGCCCGGGCGCCCGUCUCCAUGGGAACCACCCGCGCAUGUCCCAGCUCUCUUUCCCGUUCCUCGGAAGGAAGAGGAGGAGGCAAGCGACCGUUCUCCCUUCGGUCGUCUGAGACCGCCCGCGCGCGUGCUGCUCCCCAUUCCGCGGAGCCAGCCGCCGCGCGCCGGGCGGCUCCGCUCGACAGGAGACGGUUUGAUUCCAGGGGCGGCGGCGGCGUUGAUGUCGCGAAGGCGCGUCUCCGCCAGCCCGGAGCUGAGCUGGCGACAGGACCAGGCGCUGGGCAGCACCAUGCGCAUCGUGCGGGAGCUGGGGCCCACCGCUUUCGUCCUGCAGGAGGCAGAUCAGAGGGCCGCGGAACACAGGGUUUCCCUGGGGAACCCUCACUUAUGCAGCUGCUCAGUAUUUCUGAAAGAGAAGGACCUUUGUAAACAUAUCUGCUGGUUAUUAUUAAAAAAGUUCAAACUUCCAAGAGACCAUGAAUAUGCUUUACAGAUUGGUCUGUUGGAAAGAGAAAUUAACUAUCUGCUUCAGAGUCCACAAGUUGCCCCCCAAGUAAAAGUAAUUGUCCGUUCUUUGAAGGAGUUGCAACCAGUUGAUGGGUACAUUAAACAAAAAAAUAUUGGUAAUGAGGAUAUAUGUCCGAUUUGCCAGGAUGUGCUACUCAAAAAAAUGCUUCCUGUCACUUACUGCAGGUUUGGCUGUGGCAACAACAUACAUGUAGUGUGUAUGAAAAUCUGGAUUGAUCAUCAGCGAGAGUUAGAGAAAGAUUCUUUAGUGAAGUGCCCUCUGUGUAGGGAAAAUUUUGCACCACUGAAGCUUAUCUUGGAAGAAUUCAGAAACUGCAAAAGACUUGUCACUGCAGCAGAAAAACAAAGCCUUGACAAACACCUUGGAAUCCCUUGCAAUAACUGCAGAGUACUACCCAUCGAGGGAAAUUGCUACAAGUGUGCUGAAUGUAGUGAAUACCAUCUAUGCCAUGGAUGCUUUCGAAGCUUUUGUCAUCCUUCACAUACUUUCACUUUCCGAGAGAAAAGGAAUCAGAGAUGGAAGUCAGUUGAACCAAAAGUACAACUGUCAACAUCAGAAGAAAACCUGAAGAGCAUUAAUCCAGAAGAGAAGUUUAAAGAAGAAAAAAACAAGGAACAAUUCAGCUGCAUACCAGAGCAGGUGCUGAACUCAGUACCCAAGAUGGUGGUUAGAAAGUGCAGUCCUUUACUCGAUCCAGGCUUACAGUGCAGACUCUGCUUGAAGAUAUUCUGCCUGGGUCAAGUGGCAAGAGCCUUACCAUGUAAUCACAAGUUCCACAGAAAAUGCAUUGACCAUUGGUUGCAGAAAGAAAAUGCAUGUCCUAUUGAUGGCCAUGUUGUGUAUAAUCCAUUAACGUGGGAGACUGCACCUAGCAAAGAGAAAGUAAAUCAAUUAGGGUCUCAAGCAAAGAGCCUCCUUGCAAAGCAGCCUGAGCUGGAGCUUUUUAUACCAGGUACUGGAUUGUCUGUGAAGCAAAUGAAGCCUCACAUCAUGGAGGCAUCUCAAAGUAGUUUUCAAGGAGACCGUAACAAGAAGAAAAGUUCUGCAGAGAUUGAGCGGAACUUAACACUGAAUGGUUUCAGCUACCCUUGUACCAGAGAUUCUGGCCCUAGCUUGCUUAGCACUCAGAAACCAAGACAUUUAAAAUUUUCUAGACAUAUAAAGGGUUUAGUUCUUAUUCCCAGAGCUAAUGCUGAUAAAUUUACCCAUAAAGUAGUUGGUACUGAUUUAAGAUUAUGCACAAAUGGAAAGACAGAUUAAAAUUACAACGCUGUACAUUUUUGUAAGAAAGUAGGUUCUAUUGUAGUUAUUUGGAAAUACAAAGGAUCCAGAUGCUUUAGCUAUUAUAUGAAUAUUAAGAAAUUUUAAAAAUUUAUGAAAGUCAUUUUCACUUGGUUUGAUAUUCAGAAAAAGGUUUACAUAAAAUAGUAUGUUUAUCAGCAUUUAAAAAGACCAGUUUCUAAGUUUUUUAGCUCCAGUAAAUUCAAAUUCUUAAGUCUAAAUAUAUGAACUACUUUUACUAAUAUCUAAAAUGAUAAGCACACCACCAUUUGAUAUUCAACUAUUUGCCCUGAUUCUGCUUCUUCAGUGCAUUUAACAUAAUUCAUGAAAUGAGGGAUGCAUUAUAAUAAAUUGUGAAAAAACAAGAAAUCUACUAUGGAUGAGAAUCUGAAAGUUUAAGCAAAGCUGCAGAACUUACCAUAAAGAGUCUGCAUUUGGUUAAGAAAAAUAUUAAUAAAAAGCUAAGUGAUUUAAACACUAAUUUCAGCUUAAACUGUAACUAAACAUUUUUGUGGAAAUAUUUUUCUUGCUGUAUCUGGUAGUUGUUUUAUUGCUUCAACUUAGUUAUAAGUCAAUAUAAAUCUGAAACAAGUUUAGUCUGAAUCUUAUUUGCAUCUUCAAAUGUUUAUGCCCCUCAAGAGAUAAAGAGAUGGUUAAUAAAAACAUUACUCUUUCUUGCUGAUAGAAAUGGAAUCUCCUUCGAAGAGAUAAAUUGCUUUUGUAAUGGCAUUGUAAUAAAAAACAUUUUAUUUAAUCAUGAAUGACAGCCCUAGUAUGAACCAGCACAUAGAUGUAAUAGGAAACAUUGCUUCUUUAAUAUGAACAAUAAAUAGCAAG
Messenger RNA from Candoia aspera, 2688 nucleotides. RefSeq names its product zinc finger SWIM-type containing 2 (gene ZSWIM2). The transcript is spliced from 9 exons. The record is from RefSeq and is a predicted model, not a curated record. The coding region runs from base 1 to 1830 and encodes 609 amino acids. Gene Ontology annotation, molecular function: ubiquitin protein ligase activity; zinc ion binding. NCBI's taxonomy places the organism in Eukaryota, Metazoa, Chordata, Lepidosauria, Squamata, Candoiidae.